AUGGUCUUGCCCCCCACUCCUCGGAACUUCUACACCCUUAUAUCCCUCGCCUCUCAGCUGGCUACGUGGGACUCUGUUCACGGCCUCAACGGCAGUCUGAAGGAGAGUCGCAUAGAGAACGGCAUGCAGGGAGUCACGGUCAAAGUGGUCACUUUACUGGAGGAUCCUUUCGUCAUGGUGGCGGAGAACAUCUUGGGGCAGCCAAAGAGAUAUAAAGGAUUCUCCAUCGACGUCCUGGACGCCCUCGCCAAAAUCCUGGGCUUCAAAUAUGAGAUCUACCAGGUGGCAGACAGUAAAUAUGGAUCUCAACUUCCCAACGGCUCGUGGAACGGCAUGAUUGGUGAUCUCAUCAACAAGAGAGCCGACCUGGCGGUGUCGGCCAUCACCAUCACACCGGAGAGGGAGAACGUGGUCGACUUCAGCAAGCGCUACCUGGACUACAGCGUUGGCAUCCUGCUGCGAAAACCCGAAGAAAAGAUCAACAUCUUCUCUCUGUUCGCGCCCUUCGACCUCGCCGUUUGGGCCUGUAUCGCCGCGGCCAUUCCCGUGGUCGGAGUGCUCAUCUUCCUGCUCAACAGGCUGCAGGCGCUGCGCUCCUCCGCUACCCAGAAUGCACCGCCAGGACCGCCCACCAAUGGCGGCGUGGGCCCGGGCUCUCUGAACAGCGCCAUCUGGAUUGUUUACGGAGCGUUCGUGCAUCAAGGUUUGAUUCCUGUAGCAGUCAUGGGUCUCAUUAAGCUGCUGAGAAACUGA
This is a messenger RNA of Perca fluviatilis (European perch), 753 nucleotides long. RefSeq names its product glutamate receptor ionotropic, delta-1-like. Gene Ontology annotation, cellular component: plasma membrane; postsynaptic membrane. The transcript has 6 exons. Gene Ontology annotation, biological process: synaptic transmission, glutamatergic; modulation of chemical synaptic transmission. Bases 1 to 753 code for a protein of 250 amino acids. Gene Ontology annotation, molecular function: glutamate-gated receptor activity; transmitter-gated monoatomic ion channel activity involved in regulation of postsynaptic membrane potential. Lineage: Eukaryota; Metazoa; Chordata; Actinopteri; Perciformes; Percidae. The record is from RefSeq and is a predicted model, not a curated record.